UGGGGUGCUGGCGUGGGUAACUGCUCAGGCGGUGUGUAUUUUGGGCAACAGUUUUGGCAGCAGGCGCGGAGCUCCGUCUGUUCCGUGUGUUGCUGCGGGGGCAGAGCCCAGCUGCUGUAUCGAGAGUGCAGAUAAGUUCAGGCAAGGCACCAAAAUGAAAGACAUGGACAAUAUCAAAACUGUAAAGAAAGAAUGGAUGUGUAAAUCGGGAACCAAUGACCAGAUGUUGAGUGGUACAGAGCAAAACUUUGACUACUUUGUAGAUAGCCUUUUUGAAGAGGCUCAGAAGGUCAGUGCUAUAUGUAUGCCCCCAGCUACAGUCAAGAACCAGGUUGAUGUAAUUAUUACACUUUGGAAAAAUGGGUUUACGGUAAAUGACAGUGACCUUAGGAGCUACACUGAUGUUGCAAACCAGCAGUUCUUGGACUCCAUUAAAAAAGGGGAACUGCCUUUUGAGCUACAAAAAGGUUUUGAUAAGGAGGAAGUAGAUGUGAAGGUGGAAGAUAAAAAAGACAAGGUGUAUUUGUCAUCAAGGAAACCAAUAUUUCAUCCCUUUUCUGGACAUGGUUACAGAUUAGGAAGUGCUACUCCAAGGAUAAUCUGUAAAGUAAGAGAUGAUCAUCAAGGUCCUGACAACAAGAAACACCUGCCAUUAGUACCCUUAAAUGAUUUGGAGCCUAUCACUAAUGUACAGAUCUGGUUAGCCGAUGGAGAAAGGAUAAUUCAGAAAUUCAACAUUUCUCAUAGAAUAAGUCACGUCAGAGACUUCAUAACAAAGUAUCAAGGAUCAGAGGGAAGUGUUCCCUUCACACUGACUACUUCACUGCCUUUUCGAGAGCUGCAAGAUGAAACACUCACGCUAGAGGAAGCAAAGUUGCAAAAUGCUGUCGUUGUUCAGAGACUACAGAAAGCAACUGAACCUUUCAAACUUUUAAUGAUAAAAGCGCCUGACAAUGACUAUAAAACUGCUGCUUCACCUAACGGACAGCUUAAGAAUGAACAAAAAAGUACUAUCAAAAGUUCAAGAUCAAAUUAGCUUUUAACUGAUCAAAAAUUACUUACACAUGGAACUAGAUGAAACCAAAAACCUAACCAGCAAUAUCUGGAUGCACACUCAUCCUCAUGUACUGUGCUCUUAGAGAGCAAAAUAUGUGCUAUGCUGUCACCUGCUGUAAUAGAUAUAUUUUUGAACUUAAUUUGGUAGUCACAGUUUGUCUGUAUAACACAGCAGAGGUAGCUCUGUGAUGGGGUCAUCCUUAGAAUUUCCUUAGGUAGAAAUCUUAGUUCUUUAAUGAGCAUACUUAGUUGGAGACUUAAUUAUUACUGAUAGCACCUGUUAAGGGAAAAACGUGGUUUUGCACUUUGGACUAAAGUGAAACUGAACUGAUUGGUUUUACUUAUAUUUCAGUCUAAAAUACUGAAGUUUGCAUUCUUCUCACAAUAACUCUUAAGCUAAGGAUGCUUCAGGGAAGCUCACAUUUGAGCUCUUUACUAACUUGAAAAUCUUCAUUAGUUGUGUCUUCAGGUUUUAACUUUUAUCACAAGAUCUGCAGUGUAAUAUUCUAUCAUGUAUUCACGUGAUGGUAGGUGCAUGUGUGAGAAGACAAAUGAGGUAGUCUGGUGCAUACUGCAUAUGCAAGUGUCUCAAAGUAAGCUCUAAAGAAACCGUUACUACUGAUGGUGGAGGUGGUUUGUGCCUCUCUUGUGCUGCUACAGAUGUCAUACCAAUAAGGUGAUGUCAAGCUAUGUACUGAUUAGGAUAGAGAUACAUUUUUAGCUUUGUCACACAAAAAAACUUAGCUUUUCUGAACAGGAAUAGUGGUUUAGAGGAACACAGUUGCCAUUAUGUUGUAUACCUGCCUCUGUCCUGAACCAGCCAGCUGACUGAAAUACUAAUUGCAUGUGGUCCAAGUUUCAGAGAUGUUGAAAAUCCUUAUUUGAAAACAGAGGUUCUGACCCCUCUCCUCCCCACCCAUACAAAUCUUCUUGCUGUCUGCAUACUUCAGGUAUAAAGCUUACAGCCAACAAUUCCAUGUUUUACUAAGGAAGAUAUGAAUAUGAAGACUCAAUACUUUGUUCCGUGUUUGCAAAGUAGCACGUGGGUCUGUGAAUGGAACUAGAGUCUGUCAGUAAGACUCAACCCUGGGGCCUUCAAUGAGUACUGACUAGUUUGUGCUACAUGCAUAAAUGGAUGAUUGUUGGGUUUGCACUUCUUUUGGGUGGUUAAAUGAAAGAUGGGUUUGGGAUUUCCUGGUUUUAUUCUAAAUAGAAGUUUAUUUAAUUGGAGUGACUUGAAUUUUGUCUAAAAGUCCUGUUACUUCAAAUUAGGAAUGUGCUUCAUUCCCAGGGAUGUAAAACUGUUCUGCCUCAGCAUCUCUACUGGUAUCUUUGGGAGUGUGAAUCUGUAUUUGGAAAGCAGUUUUCAGCACUAUAAACUUGUAUGUUACUGUGUCAUUCAGGUUGCAGCAAAUAAUACAACUACACUUUCUUUUGA
Molecule: messenger RNA, 2494 nt
Organism: Pogoniulus pusillus (Red-fronted tinkerbird)
Lineage: Eukaryota; Metazoa; Chordata; Aves; Piciformes; Lybiidae
Gene: UBXN2A
Product: UBX domain protein 2A
Exons: 7
Coding region: 155-1036 (293 amino acids)
Biological process (GO): proteasome-mediated ubiquitin-dependent protein catabolic process; Golgi organization; nuclear membrane reassembly
Cellular component (GO): nucleus; cytosol
Molecular function (GO): ubiquitin binding
Source: RefSeq, a predicted model, not a curated record